AUGUACAUCUACUCUAAAAUACUUAGAUUUUUGUUAAUAUCUGCUGUUUUUUGUAUCGGCUUCUGCUCUGAAGAUGAGGAGAGAUUGGUGCGAGAUUUGUUUAGGGGCUACAACAAGCUUAUCAGACCAGUUCAAAAUAUGACUGAGAAAGUUCAUGUGAGAUUUGGUCUCGCAUUCGUCCAGCUCAUCAAUGUGAAUGAAAAAAACCAAAUUAUGAAAUCGAAUGUAUGGUUGAGAUUCGUAUGGACGGAUUAUCAGCUGCAAUGGGAUGAGGCUGAUUACGGUGGUAUCGGAGUGCUACGUUUACCUCCAGAUAAAGUUUGGAAACCUGAUAUUGUUUUAUUUAACAAUGCUGAUGGCAACUACGAAGUCCGUUAUAAAAGCAACGUGCUAAUCUACCCAAACGGUGAAGUCCUAUGGGUCCCACCAGCGAUUUACCAAAGCUCCUGUACAAUCGACGUGACAUACUUCCCCUUCGACCAGCAAACCUGCAUAAUGAAAUUCGGCUCUUGGACGUUUAACGGCGACCAAGUCUCUCUGGCUCUGUACAACGACAAGAACUUCGUCGACCUAUCAGACUACUGGAAGAGCGGAACCUGGGACAUAAUCAGCGUCCCGGCAUAUUUGAACACUUACCAAGGAGACUUUCCCACGGAAACCGACAUAACUUUUUACAUAAUAAUCCGCCGCAAAACACUAUUCUACACAGUGAACUUGAUCCUUCCAACAGUUUUAAUCUCCUUUCUCUGUGUCUUAGUAUUCUACUUGCCAGCCGAAGCCGGAGAAAAAGUAACUCUAGGCAUAAGUAUCCUUCUUUCUUUGGUCGUGUUUCUGCUGCUGGUCUCUAAAAUAUUACCGCCGACUUCUCUUGUACUGCCUCUUAUUGCCAAGUAUCUUUUAUUCACCUUCAUAAUGAACACCGUCAGUAUUCUGGUGACUGUAAUAAUAAUAAACUGGAACUUCCGAGGCCCCAGGACUCACAGGAUGCCUCAAAUGAUUCGUAAAAUAUUUCUCAAGUACUUGCCGAUGAUGCUGAUGAUGCGCCGUCCCAAGAAGACAAGGCUCCGCUGGAUGAUGGAGAUCCCCAAUGUUACUCUUCCGACCUCGACUUAUUCCGGAAGUCCUACGGAAAAUUUACCCGGAGGAAUGACCAAGGCUAAGAUGGAAAUUAUGGAACUCUCAGACUUACAUCAUCCCAAUUGUAAAAUUAAUCGCAAAGCGCAUCACACUGGUACUUCGAACACUGCCACUUCCGGACCUGGAACUGGAACUGCCGGCGCUGCUGGUGGGAACAACGAAGGUGGCGCUGAUAGACGCGGUUCCGAGAGUUCUGAGUCCGUUUUGCUGAGCCCAGAGGCCACUAAAGCUACUGAAGCCGUUGAGUUCAUUGCUGAACAUCUUAGAAAUGAAGAUCUUUAUAUUCAGACACGAGAAGAUUGGAAAUACGUCGCAAUGGUGAUUGAUCGUCUUCAAUUAUACAUUUUCUUCAUCGUUACAACAGCUGGGACAAUUGGAAUAUUAAUGGACGCUCCUCACAUUUUCGAAUACGUCGAUCAAGAUCGAAUAAUUGAAAUUUACCGUGGAAAGUAAUUUCUUCAUAAGAAUACUUUAAAUUUAUUAUUUUUAAUACUUUAA
This is a messenger RNA of Cotesia congregata, 1635 nucleotides long. Lineage: Eukaryota; Metazoa; Arthropoda; Insecta; Hymenoptera; Braconidae. The record is from the annotation of a GenBank genome assembly.